Messenger RNA from Porites lobata, 2732 nucleotides. The record is from the annotation of a GenBank genome assembly. NCBI's taxonomy places the organism in Eukaryota, Metazoa, Cnidaria, Anthozoa, Scleractinia, Poritidae.
AUGGAUUCCAUCUUGAGGAAGGUUGAAACCUCGGAAGCGAAACCUUUUUCUCGUCCAUGGAAAUCAAGUGACCUGAUUCUUAAAGUCACCGACAGGGAAUUUCAUGUUCAUCGAGCCGUUUUGAUCCUAUGUUCACCAGUCUUCGAGGCCAGUUUGUCUUCAAAUUUCGAAGGGAAGUCUGUUAAAGAAAUACCACUUCCGGGUAAAGAAGCGACUGAAAUAGAGCAGAUGCUUCAAAGUAUUUACCCUGACCAGGAUCUUCAGAUUUCAAAGGAAAACUGUCUCGCUCUUUUGAAGCUUUCGACUGAAUACCAAAUCGACCGAUUGAAAACACGCUGCGAGGAAUAUUUAAGGUACUGGUGCAGAGGGGAAUUGACCAUAGCUGAAGCCUUGGAAGUGAUAAUCGUCAACCAAAGAUGUUUUCUUGAAGACUGCAUAGUUAAAAAAUGUGUGGAUAUGUUGGUGUCGCAGACAGGUCAUACAUGGGAGCAAAUACAGAAACAUGAGCGUUACUCUGAACUGGAAAAGGAAACAGUCAAGUGGCUUACAGAGGAACGAGUGAACCACUUGGAGAAAAUGUUGAAAAUUGGAGGUAAAGUUUAUACUUACAUACAUACAUAUAAGGUACGCAAGCUUACUUUAUUCAAGUUAUAAUAAAAACAAAAGGUAAAAAAAUACCCUAACACCCUGAAAAGGAUGUUAAAGAGGUGGACCUUAUUUAAUUAACUUCCUAAAAAUUAAAAAUAGAAUCAGAUUCUGAAAAGGAAUAAUAUUCAUCCAACCUUCACAACAUAGCCGAGCAAAUUGUACCAUUUGUGCUCGAUUCUGUCAAACAAAGAAUAUUUAUAAGAAUUACACUUCACCAUUUUUACUUGUAGUUUGCAGCUAUGAUUGGAUCUGGUAGCCUUAUAAGCAAUCAGAAAACCAGAGAUAAUUUAGUUCAAAUACAUUUUUGUUAAAUAGAAUUUCAAUCAAGGAAAACGUGUUCAUGGAUUUCCUUAUUGUUAUCAGAGAGUUUGCAAAAAAGAAAAAUAAAGGAAAAAAAAAGAGCUCUAUUAGCCAUCUCGUGAAACAACUGAAAGUUUUACAUUUUGCCUUCUGUCAAUUUAGGAUAGCUGUGUCUUGAGAAGGUUUUAAAACAAAUUUUUGUCAUAGUUAGCACUCAAAGAUGUGGGUCUCAUGUCGUUCCAUGUCUCCUUUUUUCCAACAGACAACGCCACAGCCACUCCAUUCGGUUACUCUGGAUCAAAUACAGGUUCAACCUUCUCUGGGUUUGCACUGGCUGGAGGAGGGACCCCUUUGUUUGGUGCGAGUAAUACUCCAUUUGGUGAGUUGAGGGGGGGGGGGGGUAGGGUAAGGGGUUAAUCUGGGGAUUCUCGAAACUACAGAGAAGACUAGGAGUGGCUAUGGCUUUCUCCCUAGCCCCCACGCAUUUUUUGCAUCACUUUUUACUGCACGUCUCUAUCUUGAAGCCCAAAACCGGCUACUUUCCAUACCCACUUAUCCUGCCAGGUCAUCUCUGGAGAGAAUAGGAAGCUAUGGCAAACAUGCAGCUGCCUCUAGGCAGGCCAAUAUUGAUAGCUUCUGUAUAACUUCGAAAUUCCUUUGAAUGCUUCAAGAAUUUUAAGUAGAUGUUGUUUUAGAAAACUAACUUGUGGUGGUUGUCUCAUUCUCUCUUGGAGGCGUACAACCCCAGGGGGACACGAUGUUUACAGCAGGAACUGGCGGAGAAAAUGCGGGAAUAGCCGGGAGGAAGUUCAAAAAAGCCGUGAGACGCACUAAGCGUUAGCAACAACACUCGUCUUCCUAGAGGGUUACGUGACUAGACUGUUGGACACUAACCGAGUUCACUAACGGUUCGAGAUCAGACUCCGGUUCUCACUGAUCCAAGCCGACGAGUUCAUGAACGUGCGACGCUACUCCGAUCCGUUCGGACGACGUAAGCGUGUUGGCGAAAGACAGAAACGCUAUGAUGAAACGGCGACGCGUUGUCACCAGACGUUUGACAUAAUGGAAAUACACCAAGGAAACACCCCAUCUAAUAUUGUGAUGUGUGCUAAAUUAGCUAUCUGUGGUUAAGCAGAAGGUUAAAAUUUAAGCCGGUCUCGUCUUCAGAGUACAUAGAACUAUAUUGUCACAUGAGCCACCAUAUUUUGCUUCUCUGUUCUAUUUUGAGCCCCGUUACAUCAUGAAACGUUUACUGGCUACAAAACCGUAUAACAGGGCUUUGAUAUACAUCUGGGCCCAGUUGUUGGAAGGCCGAUUAGCGUUUAACCAAGGGUUAAAUUUAACCCAGGUUUCUUUUUCUUGUGUUCAAAAGCAUUUUCUCUGAUAAUUUUCUUCCAAUCAUCAACUUGUUGACAAAAAAAUUAAAACUGAAAUGCUUUUUAAGCUGUCAAAUCUAAAUUCAAAUCUCGCACUAACCCUGGGUUAUCUUAGCCCAGCUUUGAACAACUCGGCCCUGUAAAAUCAAUUUUGAGCGAACGUUAGACAACGUACGUUAUAAUGUUUCAAUGGAUAUGAAGUUCAGAGAUUGUUCAGUUAGCAUACACUUAUCAAUCGCAGCUCUGAAAAGUUUUGAUGGGAAUAUACCGUAAAAUUCCAAAUAUGAGCCCCCCCAAACCGGUAACGCAAAAAACCCUCCGUUAAAUCGCCCCUCCAAAUAUAAGCCCCCGGGGGCUUGUGCUUGGAAUAUUGCCCUCAAAUACAAAGUAAAACAAAGCAAAAACGGC